AUGCCGAGCCCAGUUUUGAAAGCUGGAAGCAGACCGCCAUGGGUGGGUUUGGGAGCUGCAGUUUGGGCCCAAAUUGCUGCUGGAAACGCCUAUAACUUCCCACUCUAUUCCCCUAUGCUGAAAUCCGUACUGGGUUUGAGUCAGCAGGAGCUGACGAUACUUGGAGUGGCCAGUGACAUUGGAGAGAGUGUGGGUUUUCUUCCUGGAAUUGCCUGCAACAAGUUCCCUCCUUGGGCUGUGCUUUUGGUUGGUUGUGGGCUUUGCUUCUUGGGUUAUGGUGUUCUCUGGCUUGCUGUUAGCCAAACUAUUGCCAGCAUGCCUUUUGUUGUGUUAUGCAUCACACUUUGCAUUGCCACAAAUAGCAAUGCUUGGAUAGGCACAGCUGUACUUGUAACCAACAUGAGGAACUUCCCUCUCAGUAGAGGCACUGUUGCUGGCAUUCUCAAAGGCUAUAUCGGGCUUAGCGCUGCAGUUUAUACAGUGGUAUACAGUGUGGUGCUUAAGGAAUCUGCCUUGAAUCUGUUGUUGUUCCUUGCUCUUGGGAUUCCUGUUUUGUGUUUAGCCUUGAUGUACUUUAUUCGUCCAUGUACUCCAGCUUCUGGAGAAGAUUCUUCGGAGCAUGUCCAUUUUCUCUUCACCAUAACUGUCAGUGUUUUGCUUGCAAUCUAUCUUCUCACAGUCACAGUAGUAAAUGAGAUAGUAACUCUUAGUGAUGCUGUUUCCUGCAUUUUGGUUGCGAUAAUGGUUAUCCUUCUGCUUUCUCCCCUUGCAAUUCCGUUGAAGAUGACUUUAUUUCCUGCAAGGGCACGAGCUGAAUCUUCGGACCAUCUUGCUCUAAGAGAAGGCAAUGCAACCCAAGCAGAUCCUUUGUUGACACCAUCCUCAUCAGCUACAUACCUUGGAAGUUUUCAUGAGGCUGAGGAUUCUUCAGAUGUUGAAACACUUCUUGCUAUUGGGGAAGGGGCAGUGAAGAAGAAAAGGAGGCCUAAGAGGGGAGAGGAUUUCAAGUUUCAUGAAGCUUUUAUAAAGGCGGAUUUUUGGCUUCUUUGGUUUGUAUAUUUUCUUGGGGUCGGUUCAGGAGUAACAGUACUCAAUAAUUUGAGCCAGAUUGGGAUUGCAUUAGGCGCUAGUGAUACAACAAUACUGUUGUCUCUCUUUAGCUUUUGCAAUUUUGUUGGUCGUCUGGGUUCUGGUGCUGUUUCUGAACACUUUCUCAGAACGAAAACAAUUCCUCGCACAUUCUGGAUGGCAUGUGCACACAUACUUAUGAUUGUAUCAUUCGUUUUAUAUGCGUUAGCUCUCAGUGGUACUCUCUAUGUUGCCACUGCUCUGUUUGGUAUCUGCUAUGGGACUCAGUAUUCAAUAAUGGUUCCAACUUCCUCUGAACUUUUCGGCUUGAAACAUUUUGGUGUAAAUUACAGCUUCAUGGGACUUGGCAAUCCUAUUGGUGCAAUACUUUUCUCAGUUCUACUAGCUGGUAAUGUAUAUGAUGCUGAAGCUGCAAAGCAAGGAGGGUCCACUUGCAUAGGUUCUAGUUGUUUCAGGCUCACAUUUAUAGUUUUAGCCGGCGCCUGUGGUUUGGGGACAAUCUUGAGCAUAAUUUUGACUAUUAGAGUACGACCAGUUUACCAAAUGCUUUAUGCUGGGGGUUCUUUCCGUCUGCCUCAAAGUGCAAACCACUAA
Molecule: messenger RNA, 1683 nt
Organism: Prunus armeniaca (apricot)
Lineage: Eukaryota; Viridiplantae; Streptophyta; Magnoliopsida; Rosales; Rosaceae
Source: the annotation of a GenBank genome assembly